AUCCAUCAUCGUACCUGCAGGUAAACACACGCGCGCCCAACCACCAACCACCACCACCACCACCACAAAGCACCAUCACGCGCAACAUCCUCACCGGCCGCCAUUACCUCCCUCCCCCUCCCUCUGUGCAGAAUCGAGCAGUGCAAUGUUGUUGUCGCGCCUGCCGUGAUUGAUCUAUGGCUGCAUCGCCCUGACACGGAUUGCCCUGUUGCUUUGUUUUGACUUCCCUCGCUCGCUCGACUCUCCCCGUCCGUCGCUCGUUACAAAUAUAAUCACACCCGAACCACCACCACCCUAAUAUCGCCUCCCUCCCUCCUCCUAUCCGAUGGUCGUCAUCAAUCCUGCGCCGGCAGCUUUGUCGGCCAGCGACCUGUCCCUCUUCUAUGCCACCGACGAGCUCCUAUCUAAUUGCCCUGUCCUCAUCUUCUACGGUCCCACCUCCACCUCCGCCUCCACUACCCACUCGCGCAUCCAGGCCCACGUCUUCACCCCCGCUGGUUUCCACAACUUCUCCCGUCUCAUAAUAUCUCCUACCGCGCCCUUCUACGCUGCCGUCACUUGUCUUCCACGCGAGGAGCAGGGCGACGAAAUAUGUCGCGGUCUGGCCUUCAGUCUGUACAAAUACUUUGCAGACCUUCCUGCAGAGGUCAAAGCUGCAUGGGAAACCCAGUGUAGCUCUCUGGGUCGCCUGCCCUCCGCACCUAAGCUCUUCACUGAAUCACACGCUGCCAUCAUUGCAGCUCGCAUGGUUAGGGUAACAAAUGUCGCCGACAUCAUCACCGACGUACGCCAUGCGCUGGGCGAGCAAACGCUAUCAUGGCUGGAUCUGGAUUUGGUUCUCCCUCAGGGAUCCAUACAACAUCUGGACAGCACUCGAGAAUCAGCCCAGUUCGACGACCCCGAGGAAGACAUUCUGAACCAACGCUACGGCUCCUACGCACCCCUUGUGAAGCUGUUUGGGGAGUCUGCUUUCCUCCCCACCUCAAAGCUGCGACGCGCUCCUUCCAAGCCCACCGCCCUCAACCGAUCCCAGGCUUUUUCGAGGCAACAAAAGGAGUCCCUGCGACGAGAGAUGUGCGAAUUACUAGACACGGAGGAAAACUAUGUUUCCAAGGUGCAUGAUUUGGUUAACAACGUGGCCAUUGAUUUCCGGGAGAAGGCAAAACAUAAGAGCUCAUCGAGUCAAAGCCCGAGCGAGCAGGCUCUGAAGGGUCUUUUCCCUCCAAGUUUGGACAAGAUUCUUGAAAUCAAUUCGGCUUUCCUAGAAAGCAUACGGACGAUCCUGGAGGAAACCGAGAAUGAUGCCAUUCAAGACAUUGAACAGACCUCCGACGAUAUAUUUGUAGCGCCCUUACGUGGCCAAAAAGACCCCCCAGACGUUACGGGGGCGGUGGCUGUCGCAAAGGCCCUCAUCGAAUGGUUUCCCCAGUUCGGUGACUGCUAUACAGACUACAUGGCAGCACACGCUGGAUUUUCCCAGAUCCUCAAAGGCUUCACCAAAGACACCAAUUCCAGCUUUUCGAAGCGAGUUUAUGAGACUGGAGAGCAGCGAUUGAUGUCCAUGCUUAUUGAACCAGUUCAACGCCUUCCGCGGUACAACCUUUACAUUGACAACAUCGUGAAACAACUUCCGGUACGACACCCUGCUCUCAAGCCAUUCCUCAAGGCGCGAGAUAUCAUUUCCGAGAUAUGCUCUCGAGAGGGCCCGUCGGUACACCAAAUGAAAGUGUUUGACCGAUUGCGGAAAUUGGUGUUUUCCUGGCCACCCAAUUUCACCCCGCAAGGGCGCUUGAUUACUGCGGUUGACUAUGCAGAGCUCCUAGCACCGUACCAUAGCCACUCGAGCGCAUCGUCAAUGACCAGUGGCAUCUUCCUUGUAUUUUCAGAUGCUAUAGUGAUGUUGCACAAGACUAACGCCUGCAACGCAACUGCGCGCAGUGUGUUGGCUGAUUUGGAUAAUCCCAAAUUUUCAGAAGCCUUCUCUGGAUCUGCGGAACUCAUUUUCCACCAGCAGAUUAAUAUCAAUGAUGCCUUCUUGAGCGAGCAUUCCGAAGGAAGCAUCCUGCAGCUUCUAUCGCCAACACCAACGACUGCCGUGCCAUCUUCUCGACCUAGGAGCCGUGAUCGGCGAACGAUAGGUGUUCGCAUGUUUCACUUGCAGGGGAGCUAUGAGGGGAAAGCAUCUAGACUUGUUGAAGAGGUGACCAAGGCUAAAGUGGAAGGCCGAUAUACUGAAAGCGAACGAGAGAGCUACAAGUGGGAAGUACGAACCACCAGUGGUGACCUAAAUCUGUUCACAGCCAUCACCGAGGAGGCCGCAGAACAAGCGGCCGAGGGACGGAAGGAACCUGCCAAGGUGCAGGUGGUGAUGGAAUCGAUCGCACAGACGGUAAGGGUAGGGGAGAAAGGCGUCGAGCUGAGUAUCUCGAUAUCCUUGCUUGAGCAAGGGCUUUUCCUCGUGGACAUCAAAGGCCUUAAUGGGUACGCAACACGAGACAAGCUGACUAGUGUUGAGUUUCUCCCGGUCUUGACCAAGCGACUGGGCAACUUCUUCCAAGCUCGAAAUACGAUUAAGAAUCCGUCUUUGGCUGAAGCUUACCUCUCUCGUAAUCAGCAGAUCCUAAAAUCUCUGAGGCUCCAACUUGAGAGCAAUGGCGAGGACCAAGAAGGGAAGAGUCGUCCUCAGUCACCGGUUAAGAUGCUAUCCAGUUUUUUCAGUGCCAGUGUCGGAAAAGAGGGGUCUCGGAGACUGCAGCGCAACCCGCCCAGUGCCUUGGGCGAUAUUCCAAAGAUGACCCCCCCCUCUCAAUCAACCCCCGCGCGAACCCACAGUCGAGACGGAGAACACUCCCGCCCUACAUCGUCCAAUAAGACCACUGGCUCCAAUACCAGUGCCAGUCAAAUGGAUCCGCUAGCGAAGUUGGAAGACACGAUGAUUACCUUCAUGCUGGCUUUGCAUGCGCGCAAAGGCAACAUUGUCGGACGCUCUGUUCGUGCAAGAAGUACCGCUGACGAACUAGCCGUGAAUGAAGUUUAUAACUCACUUCUGGAAAACCCGUCCAAUCUGGAUGCAGCUGCUCAAUCAUCAGUCGACGUACUGUUUGCAGCCUUCGAGAAGUUUCUCAACAUUGCUUGGAAAGAGAAGAUGGGACCCGUCCUAUCACAUGCGACCCUUGUCUCAUUGCAGAUGAAAUCAGACAGCAUGUAUCCUGGCGAGUUCGAGGAGUUCUUCCGGGUGACAUUCGAUACUUUGGCUCCCCAACACCAGCGCUCUCUGCGAGCCAUUAUCAAACUCUUGGCCGAGCUACUGGACGGCAUGGGCAACGAUGGCGAUCGUGGUAUCCUGACGGCCGCCUUUGCUGAAAUACUUGUUCCGGCAGGCAAUCCUACAGACUUCAUCUCCCUGAUCGAUCGAUUUAUCCAGGAUAUUGAGGUACUCUUCCCAAUGGAGCCGAGUGGAUUCAAUACGCCCAAUUAUGGCUCGAUGGACUCCAAGAGUCGGCACAUUGCCACAGGCUCACUCACAUCAAACACCUCAUUACGAAAGCGUUUUGGUCUCGGCAAUCUUAGCAGAGAAAAUAGCAAGUCUGAAAGCGAGUCCAAAGUGGGUUCUCUGUGGCGUUCGUUGAGCAAGAACAGUCACGGCGUAGACAGCCCGGGGCCCACUACUCCUAAAGCUGGUCCUGCCUCUCUUGGUCGAUCCAAUUCUACAGAUGCUGCCAUGCAUCUUUCACCCAAGCGUCCCUCAUCACGCGACCGCCCAACAGUUCUGGGUGCCUUUGCUUUCGAGUCAAAUCAAAGUCCUGGCGCGCCGCUAUCAGCACAAGGGUCAGGUCGUGGAUACUUGGGUGGAUUGACUACAAUUGGAGAGGUAUCUGCUGCUGGACCUCCCCGCAAAAAGCGACGCUCGUCUUUGAGUGAUCUCAAGACUUUGCACGAUGCUGACCAUGCCCCUACGUGGUCUCCACAGACUCCCCGUCAAAAUGAGAACUCGGCAAGCAAGGAGCGUCAGGCCAGCAUUUCUCCACGCACUCCCCGGCCUCUUCCCUCUCCGACGAAGCAAUCGUCGAUUCCUACACCCGCUCGCCUGGGAUCACCAAUGCGUAGAGAAAAUUCGCCCGCUCUAAUCCGCCACAAAACAACUGGUAGCCAAGAUCAAGUCACAAUCAAGUCUUAUAGCCCAACGAAAAAGCGCAGCGAGUCUGUGACGGCCAUUCCAACCCUCAAAUCCAUGGCAGGCUUGUCCGAACGUCCCACAUCGGGGAACACUGUCAAGAUUCCUACCACUCCACGUUCGCCGACCAAGCCGAGUUCGUCUACCAGUCCACACAAGAAGCUCAAGAUGCAAAGUCCACAGAAGCUCCGCGAGCGUUUGCAAUAUCAACAGCGGGAUAUCGAAACCGCCACUCACACUCUUCAGUCUGAACUUGGCGCGAUCGGACAAGAACUACAUACUAGGCCUCGUCUGACGACGCAAGUCUCCGCCCCCUCUCCAUUGUCUGAAAAUACAUCGAGCGUGAAGUCUUUAGAGGCUCGUUUUGCGUCUCUAGAGAAAAAUCUCAAAAGCACACUCGAUACUUUGUCCACUCGCACUGCUGCCAUCAGCCACGAUGUCUCAUCAACCCUGCAAAUCAGUGAGGCACGCGCCAAAAAUCUGGAUAAACUCUACCGUGAAUCGAAUGCGGAGAAUGAAGCCUUGUAUGCCAAGUUCAAUGAUGAGCUAGAGAAAGUGGAGAAAAGCGUGAGGAAGGGCAAAGGCGGCGAAGAGGUCAAUCGACGGCUGAAGGCAGCUGAGGAAGAAAGUGCGAGGCUGAGGAAGGAAAACGCCAGAUUGAAGAGGGAGGUUGCGGGAUUGAGAGCACAGGUCAGGGAGUUUAAAACGACAUGUCUGGCAAGGUUGUUGACGCAGCGCAGGCAAUCAUUUCUCUGGCACUUUCGCUGGUUGCUGGGAUAUACGCUCCGAGCAUGUUGUACCUGCAUUGUCAUGGCGUUUUUGGUGGUGCAAUGGGUGAUGAUUCGCAGCAUCGACAUCACUCUAGGAGUUAUGGUAGCCGGUCUCAGUGCUUUGAGGGCACCACUAUUUCUCUUUUCCUUUGUUCUACGCCUGUCUAUACUCUUUAGAUUCCGAGCAUCAGAUUUAGUGGGUGGGCAUUCAUGAUCACUCCAGCGGAGGAUGAAUGACCCGGUAACGUCUUUACGAACACACAUAUGCAGUUUGGCAUGUUAAUAGCUUGUCAUCAAUAUUCGAAAUCAACAUACAUGUACUAUCUGCCGAUCCCCACGUUUGCAAUCUUUGAUAUCGUGAACGGCCUUUGCUUCUAUGCACAUGAACAAAUUGCUUUUGGGCAAUCUUUUGACCCGGUAUUCAACAACUGCUCCUAGCAUUGUGCAAUUUUCGAUGAUACAAGACGUUGACCCUGCUUGGAAUCUCGCAGUGUCCCGAUACUAGUUACUACAGACUGGAAUGACAGGAACGAAAAGCUGAACGUGAUAAUAACGCGCGUGUCGUGUCUGAGAGCACUCCUGCUGUAGUGAAACAAGUGAAUGAUCCCAAGAGAAUCUACCCACAAAACAAGAAGACAAGCAACAAAAAAAAGAGGACAUCCACCAAGACUCUCUACCAACCCGCCCUAAGCAAAUUCCUGACCACAUCAAACCAAAGUCCAACCUUGGCGUAUGAAUCGCAAAACCGACAACAAGCUGAAAUAGCAGCGCCAACGACUCGAGAACAAUAGACACCAACAAGGGGUCCGGUCAAAACACCAACAUUUGUCCCCAUUUUUCUUAAUUGUUUCAACAUCUUUCCCCUCCUCACCCCCUCAAUAUAUUCAGUAGCUUCGGAAGAAAAAAGAAGAAGAAGAAGAAGAAGAAGAAGAAUGACGGAACAUGAAACAACAACUAACCUACGAACUAACGGACUAACUACGCACGCACGCAGAGACGCAACUACCAACACUCUGGUUUUCUUAUCUUGCCCCCACAUAAAACGCCUCCUUCCAAUACACGCUUUUAAUCUCGCCUC
Molecule: messenger RNA, 6022 nt
Organism: Periconia digitata
Lineage: Eukaryota; Fungi; Ascomycota; Dothideomycetes; Pleosporales; Periconiaceae
Source: the annotation of a GenBank genome assembly